AUGUCGCUUGACAUUAAAAGACCAAACAUCAACAAGGCAAAGAAGAAGAUGGGUUUCAUCGUGAAAAUGCAGCUUAACAACAACAGCAACAGAGGAGGACACAACAAAAGAAAUCUCUUUAUCUUCGUCUUCUUCAGAAAGUACUACAGAUGGAUCCUCUGGUUUUUCCUCUCUCUCUAUCUCUUCACAUCAUACUUCGCCGGCGACCAAUCCUCACCGUCCACCACAACACGUCUCUUGUCUAACCAUAAAACCUCGUCGUCUCUCCCAUCUCGCGCUCUCAUCGAAUCCUCCGCCAUUAGUACAACCUCCAUUGGUAUAUUCAGCGGAAUGAAGAUACACGUUUACGAUUUACCGGCGAGAUUCAACGUCGACUGGGUAACGCAAUCAGACCGGUGCGCAAGUCACCUCUUCGCGUCGGAGGUAGCGAUCCACCGUGCGCUUCUCUCCGACUCCUCCUCCUUCGUCCGUACGUUAGACCCAGAAGAAGCCGAUUUCUUCUUCGUCCCUGUCUACGUCUCCUGCAACUUCUCCACCGUCAACGGCUUCCCUUCUCUAACCCACGCUCGGUCUCUCCUCAGCUCCGCCGUCGAUUUCAUCUCCGACCAGCACCCGUUUUGGAACCGGACGCAAGGCUCCGACCACGUCUUCGUCGCUUCGCAUGACUUCGGCGCGUGCUUCCAUGCAAUGGAGGACAUGGCGAUUGAAGAAGGGAUUCCAGAAUUUAUGAAGAAAUCGAUCAUUUUACAGACGUUUGGAGUUAAUUACAAGCAUCCGUGUCAAGAGGCGGAGCAUGUCGUGAUCCCGCCUUAUAUUCCGCCGGAGAGUGUACAGAGAGCGGUUGACAGAGCUCCGGAGAACGGACGGCGAGACAUUUGGGCGUUUUUCCGGGGGAAGAUGGAAGUCAACCCUAAGAAUAUAAGCGGACACUUUUACAGCAAGGGAGUGAGGACGGCGAUUCUUAAGAAAUACGGCGGGAGAAGGCGGUUUUAUCUUAACCGGCACCGGUUUGCUGGGUAUCGAUCUGAAAUCGUGAGAUCGGUGUUUUGUCUCUGUCCUCUCGGGUGGGCCCCAUGGAGUCCCAGGCUAGUGGAAUCCGCCGUGUUGGGGUGCGUGCCCGUGGUUAUUGCCGACGGGAUUCAGCUACCGUUGUCGGAGACGGUGCGGUGGCCGGAGAUCUCUCUCUCGGUGGCGGAGAAAGACGUGAAGAAUCUAAGGAGGAUUUUAGAACACGUGGCGGUGACUAAUUUGUCUGUGAUACAGCGGAAUUUACGUGAGCCGGGACUAAAGCGGGCCCUCUUGUACAAUGUGCCGAUGAAGGAAGGAGACGCCACGUGGCAUAUUCUCGAGGCGUUGUGGAGGAAGCUCGAUCGGUCUUACAGAAGGCUGGAUUGUUUCGGACUUUUUCGAAUUGGAGAAACCGGAAUGUCUCGUGUAGGGGUCCACAACGUGAGCGGCUUAACUCGGACACGUGAGAUGUCUGCUGAGCUGGCUUUCACUGAGUGGAUCAACACGUGCCCUCAGGGAAGUGAAAGUGUAAAGUAUGCUGACGUGUAA
Messenger RNA from Microthlaspi erraticum, 1557 nucleotides. Lineage: Eukaryota; Viridiplantae; Streptophyta; Magnoliopsida; Brassicales; Brassicaceae. The record is from the annotation of a GenBank genome assembly.